AUGGUUAUCAGUGUUGCAAUCAUUGCCAAUGAUAGUGCACCUUUAUAUCUGAAUGUAAACGAGAAAGAAUCAUCGCGAAAAUUCGAUAUACAAAUGUUCAUUUAUUGUUCACUUGAUAUUGUUGAUGAAAAAGUAUUUGGUGCAAAUAAGACCUUGGAAUUGUAUUUGGGACCACUCAUAUCAGAUCAGAAUUUCAAGUCAUUUGGUUAUGUAACAAGCACUAAUGUAAAAAUGAUUAUUGUGACAGAAAUAGGUGAUACUUCACUGAAGGAUCAAGAUAUUCGUUCCAUGUUCAAAAGGCUUCAUAAUGCUUAUUGUAACUCACUCUCAAAUCCUUUUAUGUUCCCGGACAACUUAUCAAAUCAAGACGAAACAGCAAAAGAAAUAUUUGCAACGUGA
Molecule: messenger RNA, 399 nt
Organism: Brugia pahangi
Lineage: Eukaryota; Metazoa; Nematoda; Chromadorea; Rhabditida; Onchocercidae
Source: the annotation of a GenBank genome assembly